Sycon ciliatum is the source of this 5785-nucleotide messenger RNA. RefSeq names its product pleckstrin homology domain-containing family G member 5-like. Gene Ontology annotation, molecular function: guanyl-nucleotide exchange factor activity. Gene Ontology annotation, cellular component: plasma membrane; endocytic vesicle; axon. The record is from RefSeq and is a predicted model, not a curated record. The transcript has 27 exons. NCBI's taxonomy places the organism in Eukaryota, Metazoa, Porifera, Calcarea, Leucosolenida, Sycettidae. Gene Ontology annotation, biological process: Rho protein signal transduction; endothelial cell migration. Bases 561 to 4643 code for a protein of 1360 amino acids.
GCCUCCCGCGCUUGACCUUGAUCCCGUGCGCUGCAGGGCCCAAAAGAGCGUCUCCUGACAGAUCGCUUUUUGCUAGCUUGUCACAGCGCCUCCUGGACGCCAGACUUCUAGCGAGACAAUCAAGCGCCAACCUUCGCUUGCCAGCACAGUUUUCUCGAUUGAAGCGAAAACAAGUUCACACGCCACAUAUCGCGCGCCCUCAUCUUGUCGAGCUUGCAACGCUAGCUUGUGUAUGUGUGUGAUGUCAUUCAAAGCCGUUGUUUUGCUUGCCUUGGUACAUGGUAGCUCCAGCUGCAGAGGAAAUGAUUGAUGAUUGUCCCACUUCUCUCAACCAACCAACGAACUAACCAGUAACCUUCUAGGAGCUAAGCUUUCCACUUCGGCUCGUCCAGCAGAGUAGUUUCAAUCAUUCUCCCGAGGCUGCAGCGCAGCUCGUGCACUUAUGUGAUCAAGAGUGGAGUGGAUCUCCCACGCAUGCUGUUGUUGGAAGAGGAGAUUUUGCAUAUCGAUACUAUCGUGAGGCGUAGCAGAGGCAGAGCACAUUGGAUUUGGAGUGCGGAAUGGAAUCCGGGACACCUGGGGAGCCUUCCGCAAAUGGCUUGAUGAGAGAAGAUGAUCUUCUUUGCGUCGGAACCCCCAGCAUCACCAGCGAUCAGUCCUUUGGUGACACUUCCCUUGAAACAGACCACGAUGCGCCGAUCUGCCAGAACUUCCCAUGCCCGAACAACAACCAAGCAGCUCUGGUCUGCUAUCACGUGGAAUGUGUAAAGCUCGCAAGAAAGUCGUACCGCUUUUACUGCAUGGACUGCGAUACAAACCAGCACGAGGACGCUCCGUAUCAUGUCCGGACAACGGUUUCCCAGUAUCAGGCAGCAUUGCCCUACUACACCCCAUCGGCCAAUGAGGACACAACAUCGCAAAGUUCGUUGACCAUCAAACGAGAUCGAUUAGGAUCAGGCAAACGGAAAAAGUUCAAGAUUAGAAAGAGUUCCGACUCAUCCGAUCCAAAGAAAGGUGGUAUGACCAUCGCACUUCCGAACAGCACGCAGCACCCAGUGAAGCUGGAUGACUCCUUGCUGCGAUCUGUGGUGCAGCGGAUGUGCACGCAGCAGAAGAUCGACAUGGAGUUCCUUGAAGUCGUGUACAGCACCAACAACGAGCAUGUGGACCUGGACAACCACGUGCUGGCGUUCUACGGCGUCACCCUCAACGUCAACGACCGAGCCGGGAGCCCGAGAAGUAAGAAGCUGGGCCCAAACUCGAGCUCGUCCCGGUUAAACUUCGGCGGCAUGACAUUCAAAUGGCGGCGGGAUAGCAAGGGUGGAGGAUCAACGAAGCAACCCCACAGUCUCGGCAGCAAUGACGGCAAUAAGGUGGACCGCACUUGGUCGCAUAGUGCAGGCGCAUCUCCCCGCGACAACUCUCACUCCAUAUCGAUGGCAAAGUCUCUAACGGACCUGCCUUUGCAGCGCAACUCACUCCAGGAGUCUCCGAUGCCAGCCACUCGGAGCAUGAGCUCAUCGUCCCAGACCAAUGUAAGCGAGGACACUAUGUCUUUGCCUGGUUGUCUCGACUCACCGUCGCCCGCGCCAGUGCCACCCCGCCACACCUCUCCCCCGCCGCUCCUGCCCGGUCGUGGCGGAUCGCCGCGAGUGCAUCGUCGUGUGGCACGCCAGUGUGAUGCGUCAGUAGCACUCAAUGUCAUUCCGCCGACGCCCGACCAGACUGUCUCCCGGCCAAAGUCUGACACGUUCAGCUUUGACCGUCCUCGUGCCGGUCACAAAAAGUCUGCUCCCGUACUACAUAGCAAUGGUGUAGCAAGCAAUAGCCAUUCACCUGUUCGACGCUGUGCAAGCUGGGCUCCGGCAACGCAUGGUUUUCACCAGUGGGAUGAAUCGUCUCUGCCCGGCUUUGCGAAAGACAAUGGCCGCACGGCGGAUAGUCUUGCAGAAGAAACUACAUCUAUACCCAACGGCCACGUGCCAUUGGACAACAAGAGACGGAAAGACGCCAAUGUCAAAGCACCGCGAACGUCAUCGCCCUUAGCCAAAGGGUCCUCUCGCUUCAGCAGACUGGAUCUGAAGCGGCUCCUGUCCAGUCCAGCUUCGCUGAAGAAAACAGCUGCGGCUAGGUCAACAACACCACUGUCCAGCCCCAACGUCGAGCAGUGUGACUUGUGCACCUCUCCUCUGUCCUCCAAGUCCAGUAUCACGUCUCCGUCGGAGGAACAAUUCCCGGUGUAUCAGGCCUAUACGGCUAUGAAGCAGAAGGGCAAUGGAGAAAGCACUCCUAUCACAAACCUUCGCCGUCUUUCAGCAUCACCAAAGACGAAACGUUCCGCUCUGAAGCGGCACGCUGCUGAGGAUGAGUGUGAGCGCGAGCGAUCUGUCUCGCCAAUGCGUCACCCUAUGCCCAGGAGUGUGAGUGCCUUUGAGAACCUUGGCGCGCCAAUGUUCUCACCCCGGAGGUCUCCGUCACCGUGCGACUCUGUCGCAUCCGAUUGCAACCUGUCUCCCGAAAUGCCUCGCCGGUCGAAAUCGGAUGCUUCCCAGAAGCACCCGCUCAAGACCAUCAAGAAGGCACAUUUUCUGUCCGCAGAUGGGCGCUCUAACUCUAUCCGCCGACCGUCCUACACGUUAAUGCGCAGCUCUUCUGAUAACAACUUGGCAAAGCAGCUUGCAGAGAAAGAUGCAAAGGCUAAGGAAACUGCAGAUGGUCGGACACUGGCUCGCCGUCCUGCCACCCAGAAGCAUCAUUUCCCCACCAAUGAACUCAUGCCGAGUCAGGCACGGACGAACAAGAAGCUGGCGAAGCUUCUCGGCGCCGAGGAUUCUGGAUUGGAUGCCAGUCGUCACAGUGGCUCCGAACAAGAUCUUCAUGUUCCUUCUGGCAAGCCGUCCAAGCUGCACCAUCGCUCGCUCACCGAGCAAUUAGAAAUGUUCUCCGUAUACGGUAUCAGCCGCGAUGAUACCAAGUCAAGCUCCGGUCAAGCAAGAAGUGAUUUCUGGCUGCCCUCGACAUGGACUGGCCUGACGGAUAACAUCAAGUCACUGUCCAAGCGCAACAUCGACGAGCAAGAAGCCAUCUGGGAACUUCUCACCACGGCUGUGACGCACACCGAGCGACUAUGGACGCUGGCAAAUGUGUUCCGUGAGACACUGGUCAUUUUGCAAGAGAAAGGUUUCCUCACUCAGGUUAAAUUGGACCGCCUCUUCUUAAACAUUUCCGUCUUGAAGGAGAUCGAUGAAACCUACUGGAAGGACCAGCUCUCACUUGUUUUCAAAGAGGCCAAGCACAAGGGACACCUGCUCAAGGCUUCAAUGGUUGCCGAGUUCUUCGAUGGGUUUGCAGAGCGCUUUGCACCGUACGUGGAGUUCUGUGGUAACCAGCCGCGUCUCAUGAAGUACCUGGCCGUGUUGAAGAAAGAGGACAGUGACUUCAUGUCCUACCUGAAUUGGUGCGAGUCACAUCCCACGUGCAAUCGGCUACAGCUGACCGAUAUGCUGGCAGCGCCAUUCCAGCGACUCACCAAGUACCCGCUGCUCCUCAAGGCCAUCAUGAAGAAGACCAACGAUGAGUCUGCCAAGGAAGCUCUCCAGGGCCAUCUGCAAGUCGUGGAGAAAUUCUUGGGCAAAGUCAAUCACCACGUGUCGGUGUGCCAGCGUCGUGCCUUGCUCCAAGCUGUUGCUGAUCGCCUCGAGGACAACUUUGUGGAAGUGCCACCGGAGUAUGAGCAGUACGUUGGUACCGGCCUCAACUUACAAGACCGCAUGUGGACGACCGAUGGAAUGGAUCUCGGCGAGCGUGAGCUGCUUCAUGAAGAUACCUUCAAAAUGAAGGAGUUUGCUGGCAAGUACAAUCUUGAAUUAAAGCUGGACGUGCUAAUCUUCGUCUUCUCGGACAUGUUGCUUAUUACGAAGCAGAAAGGCGGUGGUCGGUUACAGCUUGUGAAGCCGCCGCUAAUGAUCUACACCAUCAGCCUGACUCGAGCAAAAGAUCAUAACAACAUCCUAUACGUAGUACAAAUCCACACUGUGGGUAUGGCUACUGGCUUCCUGGUGCUGCAAGCCGCCACGCCGCAGUCGGCUAGCGGCUUCUCCAAGGCCGUGUCUGAAGCUCAGUUUGCAUACAGGUCGCAGGUAAAUAAGGGCCACGCACAAGCAGCACAGGGCAAGGGCUCAGGCAAAAGCAAGGCGCACACGCGCACUUUCAGUCGGCGUCUUGUCAAGAUACCCGGCAGCAUCUACAAGAACAAGCGACGAUCAUCGAAGAGUGCCGAUGUCAAGCUCCAUCUUGAUUCAGGUGCAGAUGAGACUUCAGAAUUGUCCGAUGGCCAAUCUGGUGACCGGGAUGUGCACUUCGAGGAGGGAUCAGCCACCACAAGCGAGUCCGGGACACCAUCUUCUGACAUGGAAACACGGAGCUUUGUUGAUCCACCGCUGGAGGAGGUGGAAGAAGAGGAGCACGAGAUUGCCAGAUCAAAGUCCACCGGUGACGUCGUGGAUCGACUUUGUGGUCUCGAGGCACCGGGCGCCGUGCCCCCUCAGUCGGUCAACAAAGGCCCAGAGACCGUCAACUGCCAGCUCACGAUUUCGUUCUGUGACGAGGCUGGCGAGGAGAAGCCAGUGGAGCAGGACACAUGAUGCUAUUAAUUUCCUGGAGUCGGAACUGCGGACAACUGGCAAGUCUUGGAUGCUGUGCAUUUGAUGACGUCGUUCCUCAGAGGGCGUGCAAUUACAGUCGUCCGCCUUUCUCUCGCCGGUGCAGUGUGUUCAAGUGUCGGCCGCGCCCGAUGAACACACGGACAUUGCAGCGGGUGGCUGUGCCGUAUUGGCACUCCAGAACUGCUGGAGUUCUAGCACCAUGACCCGCUGUCAACUGCCCAGCACUGUUCUGCCCAGCUGGCUGGGUUAGCCCAUGUUUAUGCGUGUGUUCUAUUUCCACACUUGUGUUCAUGUCCAACGUGCUCUAUAUUAUUUAUUUAUACGUACAAACCGUAAUCUUAGGUCAAGGUGUCGUAAGUCGACCGGCUGUUUAUAAUUUAUAUAUAGACGUGCCCAACGAUAUGUAACCGGAUACUGGCAUGCUGCCGUCAGUCUCAAACGCAAGGAGUCGUCUGUGGCAUUCGACUUGUGCUCAUGCUGCACAUGUGACAUUGGCCACGCCUCCACUGCUGCACGUAUGCACACCGUCGUGCCGUGCCGGCUACGGAGGCGAAAUCGCCGGUGCUCCUGUGCGGUCCACAGCAGCAUCCGCCACACUGGCCCAUUCCCUGAUGGCUGGAGCGUCAUCCAUCAGCAUGAUUAAGCUUGUCCACCACCACCAACAACACUAUUCCCGUGCCAGAGAAAGAGGCACAUUCAUACAGUUGCUUGUCUAAAGCUAUUAACAUCUAUUAUUAUAUGAUAUCUUUCAUUCGUAUAGAUUUUGCGAUUUCACCAUCCUCUAGUUACGCGCCAUGUGUUGCCCAGUUCUCUUCCACAGCCCUACGGAUGGCACGCAGUCAUGCGAUCAUGAGUUCAUUCAUGGUGCCUGGUGGUGUUUGCCUUUAGCAGUAGUAGUAAAACGUAGCAUUCUAAUUUGGAAGUUGGCGUCACAUAUAACCCUAUCAUCUUCCUCCUUUUCUUUUUUUUAUGUGCUUCGCACUACCUAGAAAGUAAGAAUAAGAAUAAUUUCUGCCACUAUUGAAAUACUCAUUCAUAGGCGUAAGAAUACCUUGAGUUAGGACGUUUGCAUUGCACUUCUUGCCUUUGAUAAUUUAAGCUCAUCUGACACAGCCUCCGAA